Molecule: messenger RNA, 838 nt
Organism: Magallana angulata
Lineage: Eukaryota; Metazoa; Mollusca; Bivalvia; Ostreida; Ostreidae
Exons: 5
Coding region: 14-838 (274 amino acids)
Source: RefSeq, a predicted model, not a curated record
UCACGCUGUCAUUAUGGUUAAACACUGUUGUUGGGGGACUUGCAGAAGCGAUUCCCGUUAUGCCGAGGGUGAGCAUAUGGAGGGGGUUUCAUGGUUUCCGUUUCCAAAACCCAUAACGCAGUUAGAAAAAUGUCAGAGAUGGGUUAAACUUUGCGGUAGGAAAAAUUUUACUGUUGCUAAUGUAAACAAGUCCACAUACAUUUGUUCGAAACAUUUCCUGUCUGGAAGACCUACUGAAGAGCACCCAGACCCGAUACCUGCUGCGGGGACAUCCUUGGACAUACUGAGGGCACAGAAACGAAAACGAAGGGUGCUUGUGAGAGUAAAUAGUGGAAAUGUCAUGGGUCCAGAGGAAAAGAAAAUAAAAAAUGAUGCAUUUUGCUUGGAUGUGGGGGCAAACAUGGAAAUUGCUGCUGAGGAAGCUGAAGAAACUGUUGUCACCUGCACCAGUGCACAUGAUGAGGAUGUUGAAUGUGUGCCUGUAAUAAAGGAAAUGAAGGACAUCCCCAAGAUUGACCAUGCUUACUGCCCAUUGACCAGCAUAACAAAUGUUUCAAGUGUCCAGUGUCAGACUGACAUUACUUUGGAGGACCUGUCCAUCUAUCAGGAUGUACACCUUAAAAACCAGGGCAGCUUAAGAAGAAGCUUAAUAGUUUCAGAUGUCCUGCAAGAUGACAACUCUUGUAAAUUUUACACAGGGCUGUCUCUUGGACUUUUCUUUUUGUUGUUUAAUUCUCUAAAAGAAAAGGCCCUAAGACUAUCAUACUGGAGGGGAAAAGAAACAAACUUGGAAAACCAUCAGGUAAGGCAAAAAGAAAAGGACCAAAAAGACACUUAA